ACGAUGCAAUAAAACUGGAAGAAAAUCAGAAAGAGGGACCCUCUUGUUAUCUCCUUCUUGAAGAACCCAUUCUGGGAAAUGAGCUUAGUUUGUCCUUCCUCACAGUCUCCUGAGUUUGUCAAGAUGCCUCGACUCCUGAGAGAUGUCCUCUGUGUAAUUGAGACAUUCCACAAGUAUGCCAGGGAGGAUGAUGAUAAGGUGACCCUGACCUGCAGAGAGCUGAAACGGCUCAUCCAGAACGAGUUUGGGGACAUUCUUCAGCCACAUGUCAUUCACGCUGUGGAGAGAAACUUGAAUCUUCUGGCUCUUGACAAUGAUGGCACCAUCAGUUUUAACGAAUUUGUUCUUACAAUCUUCAACUUGUUGAACCUCCAUUAUCUUGACAUACAAUCAUUACUAAAUCCAGAACCAAGACAAGUGUCUAGCCCAGAAGAGAAGCCAGAUGACAUGGAGGCCCACGAAACAGUAGUGCAGGGAGAAAGUGAGAGAAAGACACAGCCACCAGCCCUGAAAGGUGAAGAAGCACAGGAUGGAAAGUAUCAGGAACUCCAGGAAUCAUCAAAAGAAAGGGAUGCUGAAGAAGGUUCUAAGACAGAAGAGUUACACUCAGAAGAUCAGAAUCAUCCUGAAAUUGAAGGAGCGGUCACCUCAGGAAAAGAGGCAAGACAUGCAGAUGAAGGGACAGCAGAAGCACUUGUGAGCAACAAAAAUGCCCCUGCAGCAGAAAGGGCACCAGGACCAAGAGAAAGAGUACGGCAGUUGUCAUCGCUUGAGAACCAGUCUGGAGGGGAAAGUAAGAGGGUCACCAAGACUCAUGACAAGCCAGUCAAGGAGGAUGAUGGUGACCAGGGGGAGGAUCCUGAGCCAACAGUCACAGAGAAUGAUAAAAGGUCUUCUGAAACCCCCAACAGCCUGACUCCAGAUGAUGGUGACAGCAGCUCAGGGACAAGUGACCUGCUUCUGCAAGAGGAUUCCCAGAGUCAAGUAGACUCGCUCAGAGAGUCUGCACAAGGAAGUCGCCAUAAUAACCCAAACACUCAGAAACAGGUAGCACUGGGCAAGAAAAACAGAACUCAGGAGGCAGCUGGAGGAGAGGAUGAGCAGCUCACGGAGGAACAGGAACAGCCUGAAGGAGAAGAGCACAGGAUUCAGGGCUCAGCAACGAAAGGCCCAGGCCCAGCUCUGGAGCUCAGUGGACACCCAGAGGCACAGACACACCUUGAAACAGAGAAACUUGUCACAUGGGAGGAAGAAGAUAAAAGCCCUCAAAAGCUGGCAGAAGUUGAUGACCAACAAAAUCCAGCCAAGAAGGAACAUGAUUCUUCAAUCUUCCAGUCAGGCUUUGAAGGGAGGAAUCAGAGGAGCUAAGAGCCGUGUUCUGCAGAGAGAGGUACAGUGUAGUCCAAUCCACUUUACAAGUACCUACAAGAGAAGAUACUGCAGCAAAAACACACAACCAAAAAUGAGCAUCAAAAUCAAGCUCAGACAUCCAGGGUAUCAGGUCCAGAGCUCUGCAAUGACCAGUUCAGCAAUGAGAUCUCAGAUUGUCUUAUCUUUUUCAAUGACAGCUAAGCUUUACAAUAGUACACCAAGGAACUUCUGCCUGGUAAGGAUUCUGCUGAUGCACAGCAAACAUCAGCUCCCUAGGCUUUGGAAGAUAAGCAAGGCCACCCUCAGAGAGAGGAACCAGACCACAAAGGAAGGGGAGCACCACAAAGCAAUAAAUCCUUAUCAGUAUCCCAGGAGAACAUCAGUACAGCUCAACAUGUCCCAAACUUAUUUCCUCUUGACCACCCUCAACAUGUACACAUGUAUGUACUCACAUGUACACAUUCAGAUACAGAAUGAUAAUCCCUUCAAUUCCCUUCCUAAAUUUUUACAAGAGCAAAUAAUAAAGUAUUCAGCAGUGGGAACUACCUCCGAAGAAAUGUCACACCAAACAAACAUCUUACCACGUGAUGCUACUGCCAAGUGCUAAAAUGGACUUUCUCAAGGGACAAUUUAUCACAACUUAUCUGUCUCUAAAAAUGGAAGAAUCCCUUUCAUGCCUUUAAUAGUUGCCAAUUUCUUCAACUGAUUCAUUAACUUUCUAUGAUGUGGCAGUAGGAACUAUG
Phyllostomus discolor (pale spear-nosed bat) is the source of this 2114-nucleotide messenger RNA. It is a transcript of the gene TCHHL1, whose product is annotated as trichohyalin like 1. NCBI's taxonomy places the organism in Eukaryota, Metazoa, Chordata, Mammalia, Chiroptera, Phyllostomidae. Gene Ontology annotation, molecular function: transition metal ion binding. The record is from RefSeq and is a predicted model, not a curated record. The transcript is spliced from 2 exons. The coding region runs from base 79 to 1368 and encodes 429 amino acids.